AGAUAAGACUCAAGUAGGAUGAUUUAAGAUGCGUAUCCAAACAUGACCAAUGUGGCAUAAACCCUAGAAAUUAGAAAAGCUUAAACCUCUCAGUGACAACAACUUAGGAUCCGGAUCCCACAAGGUAAGAGGAAAAGAAGAAGAAGAAGAUAGCUUUAAAUGUCUGGUUCGAAUAUUAUCUCGAGAUUAUCAUCGGCUCGGUUAAAGUCACUUCCUUUAAAGCUUAAAAGCAACAAUUCAGUGUUACCCACUGUUUCUCCAUUGAAAUCUAGCUCUCACUCUCAAGUUUCUUCUCCAGUGAAUCGCAUUUCUGGGAUUUCAAGAUUACCAGUGGAGUUGAGCUGCUUAAUGUCAAUGAUGCCAUUGCACAGCGCAGUUGCUUCAGCUCGCCUCAGAUCAUUUCUUGCCGCGGAAUCUCAGAGUUGGGGUUUGAUUCCUCAAGGUAUCUCUAUGCCUUUAUAACAGCACCCCUAGUCUGUGACUGUUAUUUUUCUUUCCAAAAUGGAGUGUUGUUUCAUUCCGUAAUUGAAAUCUGUAAGGGUUAUUUCUUAAUAAUUUUCUCAUUGUUUGUUAUGAUACAUGUUGAAUUCUGGAAGUAUUGAUCAAUGAGAAACCGGUAAGACAUGAAU
This is a messenger RNA of Hibiscus syriacus, 629 nucleotides long. RefSeq names its product protein NONRESPONDING TO OXYLIPINS 2, mitochondrial-like. NCBI's taxonomy places the organism in Eukaryota, Viridiplantae, Streptophyta, Magnoliopsida, Malvales, Malvaceae. The record is from RefSeq and is a predicted model, not a curated record. Gene Ontology annotation, cellular component: mitochondrion. The coding region runs from base 160 to 462 and encodes 100 amino acids. The transcript is spliced from 3 exons.